CCUUUUUCCGGGCAGUAGAGGGGGCGACCCACCCUGAGGCUCUCCCAAACCCUAAGAGUUCUGAUUUAGAGGGGGCGGGGCAGCAAAGCCUGUAACAUAUUUUCUUUUCCAUUGACAAGCCCUUGUCCCCCUUCACCCCCCAUCACAAAUAUGCAAAAUCAAGCAAAAUUAAUCCCGGCCCAGAAAUGUCUUACUGUGCCCCCUGAGCUUCAACCUUGGGCCCCAGGAGUCGGCUUGGAGGUUGUGGAUGCUAGUUCCCAAGCCUUAAAGUAUUUAUAUUCGAAAUGAUGCUGUCCUUGUAUAGAUGGUUUUCUUUGCUCACUCCAUUCUGCAUCAGUUCCUACAAGUCUUCCCAGGUUUCUUUGACGCCGUCUCUUCAUUUCUCACAACUACUGAAGGCAAACCCUCUCCAUGGAUUAAAGACAAAAUGGCUCUGGUCCCCUAUGACGCGGAAGGAUUAGGGAUACAGAAGUUCUAUAAACCUCUGACCACCUAUAAAUUUGUGAAUCACACCAUCCAGAUCAAGCAGGACUGGAAGCAGCUGGGUGUGGCAGCCGUUGUAUGGGAUGCGGCUAUUGUUCUCUGUACUUACCUGGAGAUGGGAGCUUUGAAUCUUCAAGGCUGCUCUGCAGUUGAACUAGGAGCUGGGACAGGAUUAGUGGGCAUUGUGGCUGCUUUGUUGGGUGCUCAUGUGACCAUCACAGAUCGGAAAAUAGCGUUAGAUUUUCUCAAGUCUAACGUUCAAGCCAAUUUGCCUCAAGAUAUACAACCGAAAGCUGUGGUUAAGGAGUUGACGUGGGGGCAAAAUUUGGGGAACUUCUCAUCGGACAAGUUCGACCUGAUCCUGGGGGCUGACAUCAUAUACUUGGAAGAGACUUUUGCAGACCUCCUUCAAACCCUGGAACAUCUCUGCAGCGACCAUUCUGUAAUCCUUCUGUCCUGCCGCAUCCGCUAUGAACGGGAUCAGAACUUCUUAAAGAUGUUGGGAAACCAUUUCACUGUUCAUGAGGUUCACUAUGAUCUCGAGAAAGAUGUACACAUAUAUAAAGCUCACAGGAGAAACCACAAAGACGACUUAUAGAAUAUAAUCAGAAGUACUUGCUAUAGACAUCCUGUAAAAUUUAUUGUGUCAUAUUUCAUUAGGUGAAUACCAGAUGAUGAAUCUGAUGUUGUGGUAUCGUAUGUACUCUCUGUUAUCACUCUUGAGCCAAAUAUCUUAUCCGACAAUAUCUUCUCAGGUACAUGAAAGGCAAAGAAUGAAGCAGCGGUCUUGUGAUGAAAUGCUCCUGUGGAUAGAUGCUCGGCCACAUCUGGAUCUUGAUUAGGGAGAGGGAUUGGACCUAGGAGUUCAAUGAUGAUUUUUCAUUUAGUGAACAUGUGAUUGGUGACUUCAAUGCUUAUGACUUCCAGGGAAGGAAAUUUCCUCUGCCAAAAUAGGUUAGCACCUUCCCUGUGUUACAGAGUGCUUUAGGGAACUGAGAAGGGAAGUGAUUGGACCAAUGAAUCACAGCUCCACUUGGCUUUUGGGACAGAUCCCUCCAAGCUGCCUCUCCUGUGGAAGUGGAAAAGCUGAAAUUAUACAAAUAACUUAGAAUUCUUUGACAAAGUUUCAUGUUUAAUAAGAGUUUUCAGAAUGUGAAAAGAAAUUUGUACAUUCCUUCUUAUCUUUGUUGUCUCUCUGUGAUUUCUACUUUUGUCUGGUGGCUGCAAUUUGUAAUUGGCACAUAUACUUUUAUGGUUCCUAAUUUCUAAAUUCAUUUGCAUAAAAAUAGAAUACAAUGAUUAAAAUUAAAUAUUUUAAGUAUUUUGAAAAAUGAGCUCUUAGUUGAGAAAAUAAAUCAUUUUUUAUUCUUUUAUGAA
This is a messenger RNA of Antechinus flavipes (yellow-footed antechinus), 1860 nucleotides long. It is a transcript of the gene METTL21A, whose product is annotated as methyltransferase 21A, HSPA lysine. The record is from RefSeq and is a predicted model, not a curated record. The transcript is spliced from 4 exons. Lineage: Eukaryota; Metazoa; Chordata; Mammalia; Dasyuromorphia; Dasyuridae. Gene Ontology annotation, biological process: peptidyl-lysine methylation. Gene Ontology annotation, molecular function: protein-lysine N-methyltransferase activity. Gene Ontology annotation, cellular component: cytoplasm; cytosol. Bases 305 to 1081 code for a protein of 258 amino acids.